Molecule: messenger RNA, 1360 nt
Organism: Equus caballus (horse)
Lineage: Eukaryota; Metazoa; Chordata; Mammalia; Perissodactyla; Equidae
Source: RefSeq, a predicted model, not a curated record
GGGGGCGGGGUGGGGGCUGCGCCGCGGGGCCCGGCGGCGCCCGGCACCACCCCCCGUCCCCCGCUGCCUCCCCUUCCGCUCCCCGGAAGCGCUGAGUCGUCCUGCCUUAUCUGGGGGCCGCUAUUUCGGGCUCCGCUCCGAGCGCGGUGACUAUUUUUAGCCGCGCUCGGGUAAAAAUGGACGCGGCGCCGCGCGGGUUCGCGAGGCCGCGCGCGUCCCCUCGCGAGAACUGCGGCCGCGCGCGCUCCCUUCGCGAGAACUGCGGCCGCGCGCGCCCCCACCUCCCCCUCGCGAGAACUGCAGCCGCGAGCGCGCGCGCGCCUGAGUCACCCCCGCCCGCUCCCCCGCGCGGCGAGGAGUGCGGCCGCCGGCUCGCGACGCUCUGCAUCCGCUCGAGCAUCUCCGGCUCCCGGGCGCCUGGAAGCCGGCGGGGCGCAGAAUGUUCCAGGAACGUCGGGACGUGUCCACCGAUGGCGGACUUUUGGGCGGAGGCGCCGCGCCCCCUGGCGGCCCCCGCGGGGAUUGCAGGCGGGAGCUGGACCAGGAGUCCAUCCCUCCGCACGCCCGUUUUCUCCAGGAGGAAACUGAGGCCGGGAGCGGAACUGGGUGGGGGCCUUGCAGCGUGGAUUGCAAGUGUGAAUGUUACCCUCAGGGCACAUCUCAUUUUGGACCAGCCACAUUUUAAGCUCUCAAGAUCCACACGCGGACAAGUGGCUGCCACAUCCGACCGUGCAGAAGAGGAUGAUGGCGCCAUCGGAGAUCUGGAGGGUGGCUUCCUCAAAGUCCAGAUUUAACAGGUGACAGUGUGCCUCCAGGAGACAGCGUGGCUACGGUCAAGACCCUGGAGUCUGCAGCCAGACUGUGGGGUUCAGAUACUAGUUCUGGAACUUGCAAGUUGCAGCUCCAACUUGAAAGGGGAACCACCCACAAGGCCUCAGAGGGAUGUUGUGAAGAUUAAACGAAUGAAUAAGCAUGGAACACUGAGAACAGGGCCUGGCACAUAUUAAGGGCGGUGUGAGGGUUGACUUUUAUUACCGAUUGGAGAUUCAGGAAAGAGAAAAUCUCUCGGGUCCACAUGAAAAGUUGAAGAAUGAACACUCCUUGCAAAACUUCUCAUCCUCAAAGUGGAGGAUGCCCAGGCCAUGGGGGCGCACACAACUUGUCACACGCGUGUGGGAUGCACGGGCCACUCCGGGUCCCCCAGGGCGAGUGUGCCCGCCGUCCCUGCUGGAACGGGCCUGCGCCAUCCCAAAGCUUUGGCCGCCUCCCAGUGUCAACGCUGCCGCCUGUUCUCCGGUCCUCACUUUUCUGUUCUAAUCUGUGCAGUGACUUGAAUGGCGUGCGCCACCUCCCCCCCCCC